Messenger RNA from Xiphophorus hellerii (green swordtail), 2993 nucleotides. It is a transcript of the gene stk16, whose product is annotated as serine/threonine kinase 16. Gene Ontology annotation, cellular component: Golgi apparatus; cytoplasm. The record is from RefSeq and is a predicted model, not a curated record. The transcript has 8 exons. The coding region runs from base 148 to 1065 and encodes 305 amino acids. Gene Ontology annotation, molecular function: protein serine/threonine kinase activity; ATP binding. Gene Ontology annotation, biological process: protein phosphorylation. Lineage: Eukaryota; Metazoa; Chordata; Actinopteri; Cyprinodontiformes; Poeciliidae.
CUUCACAAUGUUCGCAAACUAGAGACGAAGAAGAAGCAGCAGCAGAAGGGAGAAAAAAAACACAAAAAUGAUAGCAAGCUAACUUGUAAGGGAAAGAGGGAAGCAGGUUCUUUUUAAAGUUUUUGGUUAAACAAUGUACAUGUCGGCAUGGGACAGGCCCUGUGUAUAUGCUCCCGUGGCUCCAUCACCAUUGAUAACAAAAAGUACUACUUUGUCCAGAAAUUGGAUGAAGGUGGGUUCAGCUAUGUUGAUCUGGUUGAGGGGGCAAAGGACGGACAGUUCUACGCUCUGAAGAGGAUCUUAUGUCAUGAUCGCCAGGCUCGCCAGGAGGCUCAGACGGAGGUGGAAAUGCAUCAGACGUUUAAUCAUCCCAACAUCUUGAGCCUGGUUGCAUAUGCCUUCUCUGACAGCGGAGGCAAGACAGAAGCCUGGCUACUUCUGCCUUACGUUAGAAAAGGAACCCUGUGGUCUGUCUUAGAGAAGCUGAGAGACAAAGGGAGCUCAAUGCCUGAAAACCAGAUUUUGAAAAUCUUCCGCGGAAUCUGCUCUGGUUUGAAGACCAUUCACGACAAAGGCUAUGCCCACAGGGAUCUGAAACCCACAAAUGUUCUCUUGGAUGAGGAAGACAGGCCAGUUCUAAUGGAUCUGGGCUCAAUGAACCGGGCAAGAAUUGAGGUCAGGGGAUCCAGAGAAGCCAUGACUGUACAGGACUGGGCGGCCCAAAGAUGUACCAUUUCCUACAGAGCUCCUGAGCUCUUUAACGUAGAAAGUCACUGCAUUAUAGAUGAGCGAACUGAUAUUUGGUCGCUGGGCUGCGUGCUGUACUGCAUGAUGAUGCUGGAGGGCCCUUAUGAUCUGAUCUUUCAGAAGGGGGAUAGUGUUGCUCUGGCUGUCCAGAAUCCAGUGACCAUCCCUUCAACUUGUAGUUACUCCAAUGGUCUCCAGAUGCUGCUGAGCUCCAUAAUGGUUUCGAAUCCCCAGGAGCGACCGGGCAUCGGCUGGGUCCUCGAUCAGGUACAGGACCUGCAGAGCCGCAGUCCAAACACUCAGACCAACAUGGUUUGAUUCCUUCAUGUUGCGCCAUGGACACUUCGCCACGUCGGUGUACCUUCGCUUAGUUCCAGGUUGAAAUCUCACCUUUUAUUUGUUCUUUUAAAGUGUAAAAUGUUUCUGGGUUGUUUUUUAUUGUGACAGUUGCUAUCUAAUUAAUUGCUUAAUCCUUUUAAAGCAAAAUUAAAGAAAUGCCUUAAAUUGUUUCACACUCUGAAGUGCAAUGCAUUACCAUGUCGUUGGUAUUAGGAUAAUUUCACUUUAUUUCUUUCUUAAUAGUUGUUAAAGGGGAUGAAUAGUUCAGGUUUUUCUUUAAAUGAUCGGCAUUUUAUUUUAGCUCUUGAAUAGAUCUGGGAAAAAGGUGCUAGCUGGGUUUACCAGAAAGCAGACAAAUCAUUCAUCAUAUUAUAUCUUGUUGGCUUUAUCUGUUCUGAAUAAAAUUAAUCAAAACAUACAUUACGUAUAAAGGUACAUUAUGAGUAAAUGACUUGUGGAUUUAGUUAGUUACACCUUAAAGGUGUCAGCUCUGUCCUCCUUUUUCCAAAGCUGGUCUGGGACAAAUAGCCAAUGGUGUAUAUUUAGUACCUGCAGCUUCCUGACCUGCUUCAGUAAGCAAUAUAUUGUAACAUUUGGGCAAAGUAAUGCAGUGACUGCUUUGCCAUUGAAGCCGAAAUCAGCUUCCAGCUGAUUGCACUAAUAGACGGCCUAAAUUUGUUUCCUUUGACACACAUAAGGCACGGUUGCUGUAGAGACCCAGCUUUGUGAAGUUUGAAUGCCUAAUAUUUAGCUUGAAAUAUGUAUUUUAACAAAGAAAAUGAUUUUAUGUCUGUUAACGGGGAAAAAAAAUGAAGCAAGCGUUGUUUUCUUGUUGGACCUAGUUAUAGUUUUUAUGAAUAUUGUCAUUAUUAUAGUCAGACUUUAAUGAAAUUGAAACUUUCCAGUGAAUGAAUGUUGCUUGAAUUUAGCAUGUUGGGUUACAUUCUCCCUGAAAAAGGAUUAAUGAUUAUUUAUUAUUCCUCAGUUUCGGUCCAACAUCUGUUUUUAAAAUGUCAGCUGUUAUUUUUAGACAACAGCUUCACCUUUUCUCUUUCUAAUCGCAAUCUUUUAGUUCCAAUUGGAGUCACCAGUGCAGUAUGUGUCUACAUGGUGCUGUGAUUAUUCAUCUGUGCGUACUGACACUUUAUUUACAAUUCCAGAUUCAGCGUCUUGCAUCACAAGUAGGUAAAAAAAUAAAUCUUAUGAUUAGACAAAGGUUGUAUAAUCAAGAAAACGGCUUUUUAGAUUCAGUAAUCCUAUAGAAAAACAUCUAUUGACAGACGGGGGACGGAUUAUGCUACUGCAGGAUAACACUUUUCUUAUCCUGUAAUUUUUAUGUUUAUAAUGGUGUUUUAAUCAAAUUUGUAUUUUGCAUUCCACAAUUACUUGUGUUUAGUUUUGAUUUUCUGACACGCUUGAGUGCGUGUGUGUGUUUCACACUUUACUUUUCUCAGGGUAUGCUUACAUAACAAGAUCCACACUAGAGGAUUACCAAGGUACCUGGAAAAACAAAUGUUUUUGGCAUUCAUGAUUAAUUUAUUGCUUUUGUGACUGUAACACAGUAAUAUUUCGACCAUGAAGAGUCAAUUUGGCUUUGUUAUUGGACUUGUACAGUUGGAGUUUAUUUGACUUUUUGGUGUAAAAACAUUUUCUUUUGAUGCAACGGUUGGUUUCAAGCAAUGACUGUAAGGUCUUGUGUUUUUGCAAACUAAAUCCUACUUUAAUGCUGCUGGUAAGACAGUGCAACGAUGUGAGUCAGUCGUUAUUAAAGGUUAUUUAUCAUUACUGGAAAUUGGUAAAAACAUCUCAUAUUUUCCGCACUGCAAUGAGUGUAUAAAUGUUAAAUAUGUAGCAUUCUAUAUUCCGUAUACUUUUUAAUAAUUAUGAAAUAAAACUACUUCCUGUAA